ACCUCAGCGACGGCCCACGCAGGGCCCUGCAGGGUCGGGGUUUUGUGGGCGGUUUGUUUCGCCCACCCCAGCACCGGUCCGCGCAGCUCCCAAUCCCUACUUCGGCUGUGGCCAGGCACGGAGCAUUGUCACCCCCUGUAGUGCUCCCAAGGACACUGGGAAUCCGUGCAGGAAAAUUUCUCACGAGGAGCUUCCCCUUGCUGAAAAUUGGGUGUCAGAGGACAGCCUGGCAGGUCAAGAAUCAUUUUUCAACAGUAAGGAAAAACAGCAGUAGAAUGGGAGGACAAGCAGAAUUUUACACGCAGCCUGAUGGAGAACUGGCUUACAUCCAACCCUGAACGACGGCACGUGUUAGGAGCUGCCCUUCCCAGAACUCUGUUCUCUAUGUCCUUCCCCAGUCGGGAGCUGAGAUCUGUGGGAACUUCCUGAGCAGAGUUGGCUGAAAUGAAGUUCUAAGACUGGAGAGUUCACACCGCCGGCAAGGCAAGCGGGGGGAAAGAUACAAGUGGUACGGUGGAGAUCACGGACCGAGGAGCUAUAUAUUCGUGGCCUUGUUGGAAAGGUUCAUUUUGCACUGGAGCAAUCAAAGAGAGUAACGGAGUUACUUGCAGCACCCGCAGCCGCCGGCACGAGCCUCCCCACAGCUGCGUUGCACGCGACGCCUGCACCUGCCGCGGCCAGUCCGGGGCGCCCUUCAGCACCGCUCCUCGCCACGCGGCCGCCCGGCUGAGCACGAGAGCGCCCGGUACCUCCUCGCAGCCUCCCUCCUGCCCGCGGGGCCGGGCCGUUGCUGCGGGCCGCGGCCGCCAGGGGCCGCCGGCGGAAGGCUCCGGUGCUCGCAGUGCCGCGGAAGCGCCGGGGCCGCCGCUCGGCGCGGGUGAGCCGCCUACGGGGAUUGCGCAGCGGCGCCGGAGGAGCGGUGGGACGUGCGGCGGCGAGGCACGUGCGGAGCUCCGCCGGCAAAACCGGCGCCCUCCGGAGCGGCGGUAACCGGGAGCGCUGCGCGCACGGCGGCUGCGACCACCCGUCCCUGGCGGCGGCCCCCGGCGCAGGAGCGGUCAGGAGAGGAGCCAUGACCUCUAAGGAUGUUUCAGGCAAAGCUAAUAGUAACUGGAGAUGACUUUGGCUACUGCCCUCGGAGAAACCAAGGCAUCGUGGAGUGUUUCCUAGCUGGAGCUGUAUCUAACGUGUCCCUUCUGGUCAAUGGAAGUGCUGCAGCAGAUGCAGCCAAGCUGGCAAGGAGAUACAACAUUCCCAUAGGACUGCACGCCAACCUCUCUGAGGGCUCCCCUGUAAGUGAGGUGCUCAAGACAAACUCUUCUCUGCUCAGUGAAGCUGGAUUUUUCCAUGGGAAAAUGGGAUUCAGAACAGCUCUAUCGAAAGGCCUCCUAAAUAUGUCAGAGGUGAAGCAGGAGCUAAAGGCCCAGGUGGAUCUGUUCCAUGAGCUAACAGGCCACCUACCUCCUCACAUGGAUGGACACCAGCACGUUCACGUUCUCCCAAAGGUCAGGCAUGUAUUUGCAGAGGUGUUAGAGGAAUAUGGGAUUGAAUACACUCGUGUCCCAGUAGAGCCAGGCCUUCAUAACUGUGACUGGAUUGAGCCAUCCAUGAUGGACUUCUAUGUGGGAGUAGAAAAAGAUUCUCUGAACACAGUGGAUGUGUUUACAAAGCAUGGAAUAAGGUGGCCAGACAUUUACAUAGGUUUGAGUACCAUGGGCAAGAACAUGUCUGUGAGUGCCAUCCAGAAUGCCAUUGACACCGCCAUCGUGGACUUCACAUCCAAGGUGCCUGCACACCCAGUGCCACAGCACAGGACAGUAACAAUUGAACUGAUGGUGCACCCAGGGUACCCAAGCGUCCCUCCCAUUGGUGGCUGUGGGGAAGGACCAGAUGAUUUCUCACAGUCCUGGGAGCGCCUGCAUGAACUCCAGACAUUAAUCAAGCCGGAGCUGCAGAGCCAUUACAAAACAAGGAACAUUCAGCUUUGUUCAUUCAAAGAUCUUUAAAUAUACAUAUAUACAUACCUAUGUUUGUACUUCAAGGAUACACAGUUGCUAAUGUCCCCAUAAGCCAGACCAUCAUUGCCAGCCUUUGUAAUACCUCCCAGCACAGCUGACAGGAGCUGUUGAUGGCCUGGAAGUUGCAUGAAGCCUUUUGUGAAAGGUGAAGCAGUUUGUGAGCAGUGACAGGCAAGCACCCAGGGGUACAUGUCCUGGUACUUCAGAACGUUGCCCUGUGAGUGCAGUCAUAUUCCAUGAGCCCUCAGCUAGCACUGCUUAAGACUCUUCCUAUUUUUGUUGCCUCAGUAUUGAGCCUUCACAGGGAAAGGAAUGUCAAUGAUAGCUCUUCCAUACAUGUAGUUUGGCUUCGUUGUUUUUUCUUCCUGGAUGACUUUGCAAGAACAGGAACUGUUGUCCCAUCUAUUUCAGCAACUGCUGCAUAGAAGAGCUCACCAGCAGUUGCCCACUGCCUUCCAUGAGAAGCGCAUGAUAUGGUCGGAUCAGCUAUCAGCAAGUUCUCAAGGGGAGAAAGUCCUUGUCCUGUUUGUUUAUUUUAAUUCCAAUCAUGACAGCAUCUGAACUUCAACAAGCCCUGUACAUACUGGUGCAUUUAACUGCAUUUUAAGAUGUAGACCUGUCACUGACUCGUGACAUGGAUGUAGGAUAUAUAUAUUUUUUAAGAUGUUGAUGCUCAUUUUCUGUGCAAGAGCUAUCUACCUAACAUCGUUGUAAAGCAUUUUUUAAAUACGAAAAAAAACCAGUAUCACCAUCUUUUCUAAGCAAAAAAAUAGUCAGGUCUUUUUCUUUUGUAAUGCUCCAAGAGCCCUGUCAGUGUGAGCAGAAAGCACUCAGCUGUCUGCUCCAAGCGCGAGGCUCUGCAGUGCUGGAAGGGCAUCCUCGUGCAUUGGUCACAGAGCUGUGUGAUCCAUCAUUCCUGUGCACCUGAGGCAAUGUUUGUGCUGUACAAACACAAAAAAUCAACAAGGACACUUGGUAAAAUAUUUUCUCAGGCUCUUUCCUAAUUAUUGUAACAAAGCUGAUUUGAUACGGGACAAUUUUUGUUUAUCUUUCCACACUGUGCUCGCUGUGCAGAACAGCGGAGUCCUCACAGGAGCAGUGUGAGGAGCGCCUUCAGUGCUGCAUUUUGCCUCACCGCUGUCUGAGGGCGGAGUUUACGCGGUUUGGAACAAUAAAACCCGGAAGAGACAGCAGACCUCCGAGCUGCAGAAGGUGACUGAAGUGCCAGAGCGUGGUUAGACACGAGUGCCAUCUACUGCCCUUAGACAUGCAGCAAAGCUGAUGCACCAAUAGUACAGCUCAGCUUUUUCUGCAGUGCGACCAUGAUACGAUGGAUAUUUUUAAACCUUAGUUUGAACUUUUGAACUGCAAAAUAAUUGCUGACUUUGCUCUGUUCACAACUGUUAAGAUGUAACAUAGCUCAGCUUGUGUGAUUCUCUUCUAGCUGAACAUGGAAAUGGACACAACAGUCUACCUGAGCAGACGUUGUUAACACGACGUUUUAUAAAUACCUCAUUUUCAGAUGAACACAACUGAAACCCAGUUUUUAAAUUGAGUUCUAUCUGUGAAAAUGAAUGCAGAGCUACUGAAAGACUGCUAAAUAAGGAACCUUUCCCUUACAUAGAAUGCACAGAGAAGAGAGGAACAAGUUUCUCAGGGGCUCUAUGAAAGCUUCACAUUCACCACAGUGUUGUAAUUAGAAGUGCAACAAGACUGCUGUGAUAAACAACACUGUACAGAGAUACCCAAAGUUCAAAAAUGGAAUCUCUUUGAAAAUAAAACCAUGCCACAAUA
This is a messenger RNA of Gallus gallus (chicken), 3812 nucleotides long. RefSeq names its product YdjC homolog (bacterial) (gene YDJC). The transcript has 7 exons. Gene Ontology annotation, molecular function: deacetylase activity. The record is from RefSeq and is a predicted model, not a curated record. Gene Ontology annotation, biological process: carbohydrate metabolic process. Lineage: Eukaryota; Metazoa; Chordata; Aves; Galliformes; Phasianidae. The coding region runs from base 1086 to 2006 and encodes 306 amino acids.